CUCUCUCUCCUCUCUCAUUCUCUUGCUCCCUUUCUUUCUUUGCACACACACACACACACCACCACAGCCUGUCUCUCGUGCACCCUCAUUCCUCCACAUUGCUGCAGACAUGGUCGAGCCAUUCCUCGGAAAAUGGGAACUCAAGUCGUCCACCAACUUUGAAGACUACAUGAAGGCAUUGGGUGUGGGCCUCCCCCUGCGAAAGAUGGGUCUUUUCGCCAAGCCCAGCACCAUCAUCUCACUGGAUGGUGACGUGGUGAAAGUGAGGACGGAAAGCACAUUUAAGAACACAGAGAUCACUUUCAAAUUGGGAGAAGAGUUUGAUGAGAAAACUGCAGAUGACAGACAUGUCAAGUCCACAGUGGAAAUUGAUGAUGGAAAGCUGGUGCAUGUACAGAAGUGGGAUGGCAAGGAGACGAGUCUGGUCAGGGAAGUCAAUGGAAACAAGCUUACACUGACACUCACAAUUGGAGAAGUUAAGUGCACUCGAGAGUAUGAGAAGGCUCAGUAAAACCCAGCAGAGACCACAUCAUCUACCUUAAACUCUUGAACAUCACCUCAGCGUGCUUCAACAUGCUCAGUAUUAACUUUAGAACAUCAUUCCUCUGUAUGAAACAUGGAUUUAUUUCCAAAGUUUUUCUUGUGAAUUUACAGUUUGUUUUUUUAAGAAACUGUGUAACACACUGAGUCUAAGAAAAUCAAAGACAUAAACCUGCAAAUGUUUAAAAUAAAACUUUUUUUGAGUCACAAAAAAUAAAAAUGUACAACUGGUUCAGGAUGUUCCCACCCCCCUUUCCUGCAUAACUGUCAUUCACAACUUUGGCAGCGAUAACAACAAACACC
Thalassophryne amazonica is the source of this 843-nucleotide messenger RNA. RefSeq names its product fatty acid binding protein 3, muscle and heart (gene fabp3). Gene Ontology annotation, biological process: fatty acid transport. The coding region runs from base 110 to 511 and encodes 133 amino acids. The record is from RefSeq and is a predicted model, not a curated record. Lineage: Eukaryota; Metazoa; Chordata; Actinopteri; Batrachoidiformes; Batrachoididae. The transcript has 4 exons. Gene Ontology annotation, cellular component: nucleus; cytosol. Gene Ontology annotation, molecular function: fatty acid binding.